Malassezia globosa CBS 7966 is the source of this 1509-nucleotide messenger RNA. RefSeq lists its product as uncharacterized. Gene Ontology annotation, biological process: regulation of cyclin-dependent protein serine/threonine kinase activity; mitotic cell cycle phase transition. Gene Ontology annotation, cellular component: nucleus; cyclin-dependent protein kinase holoenzyme complex; cytoplasm. Lineage: Eukaryota; Fungi; Basidiomycota; Malasseziomycetes; Malasseziales; Malasseziaceae. The transcript has a single exon. Bases 1 to 1509 code for a protein of 502 amino acids. The record is from RefSeq and is a predicted model, not a curated record. Gene Ontology annotation, molecular function: cyclin-dependent protein serine/threonine kinase regulator activity.
AUGUCUCAAACAUUGGCAGGACUGUCGAAAUUGUACUCGCAAUCGAAUAGACACAGCUUUUAUGGUUGGCCUCUAGGAAAUAACCAGAGCACGGGCCCUGCUUCGACUGUCACGAGUGCCUCAAAGCGGUCGUCGACAAUGCCAGUUGACACUUCAUCUUCGACAACCGUAUCUAUGCCUCCUGCCACAGCGGUUCCAUCUACGACGAGCAGGCCACGUCAUCGGUACUCGACAUUUGUGCCUUACAAUGCUGCUAAUUACACACACGCGAAGAGUAGCACGGAUGCCAAGAAAAUGCGCUUGCAGCUGCCAUCUAAUAACAUUCUUUUUGAAAUUGAGUACCAGCAAGAGAAUUUGGAAUAUAUGCACGUCAUGGAGAAACAAACGAUGGCAAAUGUCGAGCUUAUGAACGUCCAGCCAGAAUUGCACUGGUUCAUGCGACCCUACCUUGUUGAUUUUUUGAUUGAGAUUCAUCAGUCUUUCCGCCUUCGCCCUGAAACCCUAUACCUCACGAUGAAUUUGGUUGAUCGUUAUGUCUCGAAGCGUAUUGUAUACAAACGCCACUAUCAGUUGGUUGGCUGUGCAGCUCUUUUAAUUGCGGCCAAAUUCGAAGAUGCUAAAGAUCGUGUCCCAACGGUUCAAGAACUGAGUCAAAUGUGCUGCAAUGCUUAUGAUCCCAGCGCGUUCACUCAGAUGGAAGGGCAUGUUCUCUCAACACUAGCUUGGCAGUUAGGACACCCGACUGCAGAAGCUUGGCUACGAUACGAAUACUCCUGUGCGCCUCCAUCGAACCCUUCUACACACAAUGUCGCGCGUUUCCUAUUGGAAGUGACCCUGUUUCACGAGAGUUUCUUGACAGUGGUGCCGUCCGCUUUAGCAGCCGGUGCCAUGAUGCUGGCACGCCAUAUUUGCCGCGAUCCGAGACCACAUCCCCAUCAACUUGGAGCAGCAGCCUCUGCUGUCAUGGGUCAGAUUCACAAUCACAUCGUCGAGAACCUGAAUGAUCUGUCCAUGAUUCUCAUUAAAAAGUAUUCCUAUUCGUACUAUACUGAAGCAUCGAGUAUAGUUGUGGAAUGGUUCCGAAAACAUAUUGAGAUGAAGAAAGCUAUGGAAAUGACGACCAGCACUCCGCAUAUGGAACUGUGCUCCAGUGAUGAUGACAUUGAAUCGCAGCAGUCGGUCGAUUCGGCUGCUUCGAUUUUCUCUACCCCGUCUCGCUCUAUAAAUCGAGAUGACGACGAUGACGACAGUAUGCCCCUGACUCCCCUUUCAUUGCACACAGCUCAAGACCCAACAAUUGCUGGUGUAAAGGCUUCCGUCCAUUCGGCGCGUUUACCUCAGAUGAAUGCCUCGUCGACAAAUCGACCAAUUCAUACCACUUCGAAUGAUAAAGGAUCCAGUGCUAACCCGUCCUGGAUGUCAUUGGCGCAAUUACGACCUGUCGCCAAGCACACGAAGUCUGCUGCACGAAUGGAUAUGGAUGCUAUCAUGUCCGAAAAGACGGUCUAG